This is a messenger RNA of Andrographis paniculata, 372 nucleotides long. Its product is annotated as E3 ubiquitin-protein ligase MPSR1-like. The coding region runs from base 1 to 372 and encodes 123 amino acids. The transcript has a single exon. Lineage: Eukaryota; Viridiplantae; Streptophyta; Magnoliopsida; Lamiales; Acanthaceae. Gene Ontology annotation, molecular function: ubiquitin protein ligase activity. Gene Ontology annotation, biological process: ubiquitin-dependent protein catabolic process. The record is from RefSeq and is a predicted model, not a curated record.
AUGUCUUCCAUCAUCAACUCCAUCUUCUCAUCUUUUCUCACCACCACCUUCCCAUGCUUCACCACCAUUGCGCCGCCGCCGCCGCCCGCCGCCAAAAUUCCGCCGUCGUCAAGCACGUGUGCGGUGUGCCUAUCGACGAUCGGUCGGGGCUGGGAGAUGGCAAACACUAAGAUACUCCCCUGUCUUCACGAGUUCCACGCCGCAUGCAUCGACAGGUGGUUGUCGGCGCCCCACGCCAAGAACACGUGUCCCGUUUGUAGAUAUUCGAUUGGCGGCGACCGCGACGACGGAAAAAGUGGAUUUAAGAGACAUGAGUGUUUUACUGAGGAAAUGGUCAUUUGGUUUUCAUCCUUCCAUGUUGCUGGCUUCUGA